Molecule: messenger RNA, 2937 nt
Organism: Selaginella moellendorffii
Lineage: Eukaryota; Viridiplantae; Streptophyta; Lycopodiopsida; Selaginellales; Selaginellaceae
Product: exportin-2
Exons: 3
Coding region: 1-2937 (978 amino acids)
Biological process (GO): protein export from nucleus; protein import into nucleus
Cellular component (GO): nuclear envelope; cytosol
Molecular function (GO): small GTPase binding; nuclear export signal receptor activity
Source: RefSeq, a predicted model, not a curated record
AUGGUGGCUCUCUCUCAGGCAUUCGUGCGCAUCUCCUCUCCAUCUCUUGGGCCCGAUCUAGAGGCAGAGUUCUACAUCAGCAACGCGUCGAAUCAGCCCGGCUAUGGCAUCGCCCUCCUCCAGCUUCUGGGCGAGGCAACAGCGAUCACGCAGGACGAUACGUACUGCCAAGCAUUGGCUUCCAGUUUCAAGAACCAUGUCAAGACUCGAUGGAAUCCUAGCGACGAGAUCACGCUGGCGAUCCAAGAUAGUGAGAAGGAGCAGAUCAAGAGCUUGGUGGUGAGGUUGAUGCUGGCCUCACCGCCGAGAAUCCAGAGCUUCCUACGUCAAGCUGUGGCAAUUAUCAGUAGCUAUGAUUUCCCAAACAACUGGAAAGGGUUGCUGCCGGAACUCGUCAUGAGAUUGUCAUCAUCCACAACCUAUGCUUCCAUCCACGCGAUCUUGCGGGCUGUCAACUCUAUCUUCCAGAAGUUUGGGCAUGAGUCCAAGAGCCCGGAGCUGUAUUCGGAUCUCAAGUACUGCUUGGAUGGAUUCGCAGCGCCACUGCUGGAAGUUUUUACGAAGAUCGGGGCUGUGAUAAAGGCUACUACACCCGUGGAUGCAGCUACUCUCGAGACGCUGCUUGAGUGCCAGAAACAGUGCUGCCAGAUCUUCUACUCGCUCAACUCGCAAGAGCUUCCAGAGUUUUUCGAGGACCACAUCAAGGAAUGGAUGGGCGAGUUUGAGUACUAUCUCUCGUAUGCAAAUCCAGCUCUCACAUCAUGCGAGACUGGCAUCGUGGAUCAAGUCAAGACGGCCGUGUGUGACAACAUCAACCUCUACAUGGAGAAGAACGAGGAGGAGUUUCGAGACUUCCUUCCGGGGUUGGCAACAAGCGUCGGGAGCUUACUGAUGUCCACGUCUUUGCAACCAGCACAAGACCAACUGGCUAUGGCCGCCGUGAAGUUUUUGACAACGGUGAGCAAGAGCGUGCAUCAUGGGCUCUUCAGCGGGGCUGAUACUCUGAGACAGAUCUGCGAACGCAUUGUCAUCCCAAAUGUUCGAAUUCGCGAGGAAGACGAGGCGCUCUUUAGAGACAAUCCUUGGGAAUACAUUCAAAAAGAUAUCGAGGGGAGCGACAUGGACACGAGAAGACGUGUGUCUUCCGAGCUCAUCAAAGGGCUCAUGCUACACUACAGGGAGCCAGUUAAAAGUUUGAUGGCCGAGUUGCUGCAACGCUUGUGUAGUGUAAGCUCGGGCUCGAAAGACAAGGACACCGCUAUCUACUUGAUCGUUGCCUUGGCACAGAGGCAGUCGAGCUUCACAGUUGGAGCUACCACCGAUCUCGUCAACGUGGAGCAGUUCCUUGCGUCGCAGAUCAUCCCGGCACUCCAAGGAAACGAGCUCCUCCUCCAGGCCAGUGCGCUCAAGUUCGUCACAAGCUUUAGAAGUGCCGCCUCCAAAGCUGUGGCGUUGGGACUGAUGCCGCAGAUCAUCAAGCUCUUGCUCAGUGACUCCGUGGUCGUUUGCUCGUAUGCCGCAUGGUGCGUGGACAGGUUGCUGCUGGUGAGAGACGGAGGAGCGCCACGCUUCUCCUCGGCAGACUUGGCUCCCUUCCAGGACCAGCUCCUGGCAAACUCGCUCAGUGGAUUGCAGCGUCUGGGCUCGCAGGACAAUCCUUACGUGAUGAAGUGCAUCAUGAGAGUUCUAUCCUUGGCGGAAGAUCAAGCAGGUAUGCGCCACCUGGAUGGACUGAUGGAGAUCGUCAUCCGAGCUCGAGACAACCCGGCCAAUCCAGCGUUCAACCAUUACGUCUUCGAGUCGGUGUCCGUGCUCGUGAGAAAGGCCUGCCACCACCGCGAUCUAGACGUCGUUAUGGCCUUUGAGGAGCGGCUCUUCCCGGUGUUCCAAUCCAUCCUCCAAAACAACGUCGCGGAGUUCCAGCCAUACGUCUUCCAGGUACUCGCGCAGCUGGUUGAGUCAAGAGCCCAGCCCAUCCCCGGAGUGUAUCUCCAGCUCUUCCCGAUGCUUCUCGCCCAGCUCUCGCAGCAGUCGUCGGGGAGCACCCCUGCCAUGAUCCGGCUCCUCGAGGCCUUCUUGCUCAAGGCACCGAGGGAGAUAGCACAGGCAAACCAGCUCCAGGAAGUUUGCAACCUUGUCCAUGCACUAGUGUUGCGGAGGAGCACUGAGGACUAUGCCUUCUACAUCGCCAAUGCGGUGGUGGAGAGCCUCGGGCAGGAGCAGCUGAUGCCGGCAAUUGAUCGGAGCCUUUGGACGUCCUUCUUCUCCCGAGCCAUGGGAGGCCAGCGCACUGUCAAGUUCCUCAAGCUCCUGACGCUCUUCAUGGCGCUCUUCACCGUCAAGCACGGUCCCGGAGGGCUGGUCGACUCCAUCAACAGGUUGCAGCCGGGGCUCUUCACCAACGUGCUCGAGCAGCUGUGGAUCCCGGCUCUGAGCUACAUCUCGGGGAGAAUCGAGACUAAGCUCUGUGCUGUGGCGUCGGCGAGGCUUUUGUGCGAGUCGCAAGUGCUUGUGGGCGACCAGAUCUUGUGGAGGAAGCUACUGGAUGGCGUAGAGACGCUGAUGGCGAGGCCUGAUGAGGAACAAGGACAGGUAGAGGAGGACGUUCCAGAGAUGGAUAUAGUGAGUGGCUACUGCGGUGGAGGCUACGCGCAGCUCCACAAUUCCGGGAGGAAGGAAGAGGAUCCUCUCAAAGAUGUCAAAGAUGCUAGAGAAUACGUUCGUGCCUCGCUCCAAAUGAAAUCCAGCUCCUCGGCAAUGGCGGUGGUACGUAGCAGAGCUCCGGAGCAGCAAAUGCGAGCCGGAUUUUCUUGCGUCAAGAUCUAUAGAAUCCCUCUUGCAAAUGUUGAUAUUGAUGUUGUUGUUGCUGUUCAUCCUGUGCUUGCCUCACCUACGGACUUCAUCUUCACGAUCAUCCAUCUCUGGAGAAGGCAUUAG